CUUGUAUUCAUUUUAGCUACAAUUUUGAACAAGACUGUCUUUGUUCUAGUAAUUUAGUUAAUUUAACUUAUUUUAAGCAACUUAAGAUGACAAAAUUCAAGCCCAAUGGUUUCGUGGUCUUUGCGAAUGAAUAUAAGAGAACACACAAUGUGCAGUAUUAUACUUUUCGUGAGCUGCUUGAUGUAAUAAGUCCAUUUUGGAAUGAAUUACCUGAAACAGAUAAGGAAAGAUAUAAAGACAAGGCAAAAGCUAAUGCAAAACGAUUAGAAUUCAAGCGUACAAGAGAAACAUCCAAUAAUGAAGAAGUUCUAGAAAAGAGAUUGAAGCUUGUAGACGUGGAAGCAGAUAAGAAGCAAAGGAUUGAAGACCUAGUUUAUACGGCUAGUGAUUUAGGAGAAUUAGAUGACAAGAUAUUUUAUUUUGUGAACAUUUCGACCUUUUUUGAAGACUUAAAUGAUGUUUAUCCAGCAGAAUUUGCGCUAGCUAAAUACUCUUUACGGAAGGGAUUAAUAGAUACACUUCAUAUCAAGAUUAAUCCAGGAGAACUUCCAUUGGGAGCUAGUUAUCCAGCCUUAGAAAAGGCUAAUAAAACACACAAAUAUCUAUUGCCAAAUGUAAAGGAAGGCAGCAACUAUGAUUAUGGAGAAAGCAGCUAUCUUCUGAUCUUGAUGAGCAUCCUCGAUUUUAUUGAUCCAAUUGAAGAUGCACCGAUUGACGACUUACCAUUGUUCUUUACUGAAGGAAGUUCAGUGAAUGAUUACAAUAAGUUAAUAAGUGUUCAAAAGGCAUUCGUGAGAAUCUUUGAAAAAGCUGGCGAGUACGAUAUUGCUUCAGAUUUGAAGCUAUACUCUGUAGUUGACCUAUUUUACUACCUCAAUGAGGUUUCUAAUACAUCUGUAGUGUAUCCUGAAGAUAAAAAUGAAAAGUUCUCAUCAUUAACACAUGCUGACGAAUCAUUUAGACGUGCUGAUCGUCUAUUCGGAUAUUUAGCAAAAGGAUGUGAUUUUCACGAAGAAAAUGAUGUCUUAAGGAGCUGCUGUUUAUCACGUGUCCGAUCUUAUGGAUAUAUCUUAUCAAAAUAUUGCGUCAACUCUGUCAAAUAUCCAUUAAUUGAGGGAAAACACUUCCCAAAAGACUUUCAUAUUGAACCUUAGUAUUUAAUAAUGUAAAUCUAAUUUUUAUACGAUCCUUAAGAAUAAAAUAAGAGUCAAAAAUAUUUUUGCUGGAACUGAA
Molecule: messenger RNA, 1233 nt
Organism: Chironomus riparius
Lineage: Eukaryota; Metazoa; Arthropoda; Insecta; Diptera; Chironomidae
Source: the annotation of a GenBank genome assembly